CUUGUUUUAACUGGCUGGGAGGGAAUGCUGUGGAUUCGUCGCUCCUCCCGGCGGAUCUGUGCGCAGCUGCUGCCAUUCCCUUUGGCGCCACCCGCCGCAAGCACCACAUUCAAUAGCAUCGCGAAACGAUGUCGAUUUGAGAUGAUCCAUAGUACGAGCAGGGAUGAUCUGCAAAAUUCUGGGAUUUCUAGCUCUGAGCCUUCUCUGCUACCAUCACCAGGAAGCUCCAGGGUCCAUCCGACAGCCAUUGUUCACUCUCAAGCUACCAUCGGUGAGCGCGUGAGUAUUGGUCCAUUUUGCAGCGUUGGUCCCGGUGCAAAGCUUGGCAGUGGCUGCACACUCCACCCAAACAGCCACAUCUUUGGAAACACCCACAUUGGCGACAACUCCACGCUCUUCCCGGGAGCAAUAGUUGGAGCUGACAUUCCUGGUGAGACGGUCAUCGGCAAGAAUAACAGCAUCGGCUGUUAUGCGGUAGUCGGAGUGAAGUGCCAAGAUCUCAAGUACAAAGAUGGAGACGAAUGCUUUCUUCGAAUAGGUGAUAAUAACGAUAUAAGGGAGCACGCCAGCGUUCACAGAUCGUCCAAAAGCACCGAUAGCACGAUAAUUGGCGACAGCAAUCUUAUAAUGGGAGCCUGUCACAUUGCACACGACGUCAAGCUCGGUAACAGCAACAUUCUGGCAAAUGGUACUCUUCUAGGCGGUCACGUCGUGGUGGAGAAUUGUAUCCACACAGGAGGAGGAGCGGCAGUGCAUCAGUUUUGUCACAUCGGCUCUUACUCCUUCUUGGCAGGCGGUUCCAUGGUGGACAGAGAUGUUCCAACGUAUAUGAUGGUUGCUGGGAAUCGUGCAGAGCUUCGGGGACUUAAUCUGGAAGGACUGAGACGGCGUGGAUUCUCCGAGAUCGAGGUGAACAGCCUGAGGCGAGCUUAUCAAAGGCUUUUCGUGAACAGUGAUGAAAAUGCUGGAGGGAUCGACGACCGACUUGCCAUUCUCGACUUGGAUGCAAAGCUUUCCAAGGUUGAGGUAGUUCUUCAGAUGAUCCAGUCUGUCCGGGAUUGUUUCGGAGAGAAUCGAAGAGGCCUGUGUAAGUUUCGGCAAGUAACUGGAAUCAUAGACAAUGCGAUUGAUAUUCCUUGAUCAAGCUC
Selaginella moellendorffii is the source of this 1148-nucleotide messenger RNA. Its product is annotated as probable acyl-[acyl-carrier-protein]--UDP-N-acetylglucosamine O-acyltransferase, mitochondrial. The record is from RefSeq and is a predicted model, not a curated record. Gene Ontology annotation, biological process: lipid biosynthetic process. The coding region runs from base 25 to 1140 and encodes 371 amino acids. NCBI's taxonomy places the organism in Eukaryota, Viridiplantae, Streptophyta, Lycopodiopsida, Selaginellales, Selaginellaceae. Gene Ontology annotation, molecular function: acyl-[acyl-carrier-protein]-UDP-N-acetylglucosamine O-acyltransferase activity. The transcript is spliced from 11 exons.